GUAGGAUUACCAAGAAAAGUAGCUGAACUGCACUGAAGGCAAAACUUUUCGGUGUUGGAAAAUUCAGAAUUGUUAUGAUCGGAUUUGUUAAUGAAAUCAAAGUCUAUUUGAAACUUCAGGAUGAUCUCACGAAGCAAACUUGUAAUUGGAGGGUUGAAAAAAGUUCUAAGUUUCAAACAAUUCCAGCGUCAUUCAAGUCAGAGGAAAUAUUCUGUUGCGAGGAUUGAAACACAUCCAAUAUUUAAUUACCCGUCAUACAUUAGGACACUUCCAAACAACCAAGAUGACACAAGCAAUGGAAUCCAACAAGAUGACACCUGUAAAGACUUUUAUAUGACAAUAGUUAAUGAAGAUUUGAAAUCAGCAUACAAUAAAUAUGGUCCCAGUUUAUGUGCAGAAAAGAUGGAUUCGGAAGAGAGAGUGACAGAAAAAUCUGUUUUGAUUGUUGGAGCUGGCUUGUCUGGGCUUUCGGCAGCUUUUGAAUUGGAAAAAGUUGGAUACAAUACACAGAUACUUGAGCUACAACACAGGGUUGGUGGCAGAACACAAACUCUUCGUAGUGGAUUUUCUGAUGGUUUACAUGCUGAAGGUGGUGCAAUGAGAAUUCCUCCGAAUCAUUACCUGACCAAUGGAUAUAUUGAGAAAUUUUGCAUUCUAUCACGACCAUUCUGUAACUACAAUGAUAAAACCUGGAUACUUAUCGAUGGACAUGAUAAAAUAAGAACAAAAGAAUGGGAAGACAAAAAUGGAUUCUUUUCUACAAAAUAUUUUACUGGAUGGGACUCAAACCUACAAGCUGAUAUAUGUCCUAGCGUGGACGGAAUACUUGAUUUAUAUAAGCGCACAAUGCAACCAGUGAAGGACGAACUGAAUUUAUCAAUUACUAUAAAUGGGCCGAAAGAGGGAUGGAAUAAAUGGGUUGAAAAAUGGAGCAAACUUUCUGUUAAUGAAUUCCUGAGAACAAAUAUUAACUGUGACCCAAAUCUAAAGUACUCUUACCGUCCAUGGCCGGAAGCAGCUAUCAGAGGAUUGCAGGUCGCAACAUACAGUCCUGUGUUUGAAACUAGCUUAGUUGAACAUCUAAGAGAUGAAUUAGGCGGAUGGUGGAUUAACGAUUUGCAAACUCCAGUUGAUGGCAUAGAUACAAUUGCCAAGAAUUUUAUUAAACCUUACAUUGAACCAAAAAAGAAAACUAUUGAUUUAUCAAGAAAUAUAACCUUUGGUUCGAAAGUGCGAACUGUUAAAAAAACGGGUAACAAGGUUGAAGUUAUUGCGCGAAAUGUUAUAACAGGCACAGACCGAACGUACACAGCAGAUGCCGUUAUCAUGACGGUCCCAUUGACUAUUCUACGGCAGAUAGAAGGUGAUAUUCCAGACGAUCAAUGCAAAGUAUUAAGAAACAUUCAUUAUCGAGCCUCGACUAAAGUGAUUCUCCAAUGCAAAAGCAGAUUCUGGGAAAAGGAUGUUGGUCAAGGUGGAUUCUCAAAAACGAAUCUACCAAUUGGUCAGCUACACUAUCCUAGUCCAAAUGACCCGCCUCCACCAAACAAAAGAGGGCUCUUGGUUGUCUAUGCUUGGGGACAAGACGCCCUAAUAUUCGGUUCUCAGCCACACGCAGAAGCAAUUGAUAGCGCAGUUCGAGAAAUCACAAAAAUUCAUCCUGAGAUGGAGAGCGAGUUUGAAGUAGGAAUGGUUCAGGCUUGGUUCAGCGAUAAUUCUGCACAAGGAGCACACUCCUGUCUCCAACCAUAUCAGUACAUCGAUGGAAUGAAAACUUUGAUGAAACCAGAACAUCCAGUUUAUCUUGCUGGAGAAGCAAUUUCGUACUCCAAUGGAUGGAUACAAGGAGCUAUUGAAUCUGGCCUUAAUGCCGCUUAUCAUUUGUACACUCAUGAUCAAAAAUGAUAAGUGUGUAACAUCAGAACUUUACACGUUUUAAUACUAAAUUGACAAACAGAACAUUAACGUAAACAAGAUAUCAUUGUAACCAAAUGUCUUUUACUACAGUUUUGAACUUCUGUUA
Messenger RNA from Mytilus trossulus (common blue mussel), 2023 nucleotides. RefSeq names its product putative L-amino-acid oxidase YobN. Gene Ontology annotation, molecular function: L-amino-acid oxidase activity. Bases 121 to 1905 code for a protein of 594 amino acids. The record is from RefSeq and is a predicted model, not a curated record. The transcript has 8 exons. Gene Ontology annotation, biological process: amino acid catabolic process. Lineage: Eukaryota; Metazoa; Mollusca; Bivalvia; Mytilida; Mytilidae.